UGUCAAUGAAGUGAAAGCUAGUCAAGUUGGAAUGGAAAGAAAGCAAGAUGAAAUCAAUGUCAAAGUAAAUCAAAUGAAGGUAAGAUAAGAUUAUGUUUAGUUUUGUGUAAUUUUCCAUUGCGAUAGAAACGCAACUUUUUAAUUUGCAAAACUUUUUUUCCUAAGCAUGAGUGUUCAUCAUUUAACGCAAACUUUUGAGGACUGAGCCGGCCAACAUAUUGAACACUUUGCCAAGUAAAUAAACUAUUUAUGGCGCAUAGCUUCUCAAAAUGUACACUGUGUCAUCGCUGAUAUAUUUUAAUAUAACAACAUAGUCAGAGAAAUUUUUAAUUUUACAAUCCAGGAGAAUGUUGACAAGAUAAAACAAACUCAAGCAGAAAUGAAAGCAGAUCAAAUGGCGUUUGAAGCCGAGGUAAUAUACCGAUUUGCAACGAUGACACAAAUGUUAAAUCAGCUGUUACAAGGAAGAAAUGUGAACAACAAUGGUGCUCACGCUUUAGACCCACCAGUUCCAGUCAACAAUCAAGAUAUUAUUAUUUUUGGCGGUCGGUAUGGCCCACGACAGAACAAUAUAUUAAAUACAGUUGAAAAAUACAACAUAACAGAAGGAACGUCGACUGAGCUGCCACCGAUGAAUCACCUUCGAACACAAUCAGCAUCAUGUGUUUACAACGGUGACGUCAUCGUUACUGGAGGUUCCGUCGGUAAAGCUGGUACUGACUUGAUCGAGAUUUUAAAGAUGAACCAGCAUCCUUUGCGAUGGACGAUUUUUGAUGGUAAACUGCCCAUCAAGUUAUCUGUCCAUAACGUUACAGUUUACCGGGAUAAAUUGUACAUCAUCGGUGGAUGUAUCUGGGAAGGAAACACCCCAUCGGAUGCAAUUUAUGAACUAUCCCUUGCCCCAGCUUAUACUGUCAAGUUUCUGGCAAGAAUGCCUCAGCCAAGAAGAAACCACAGAGCCGAGAUUGUUAGCGGGAAGCUAUUUAUCUUGGGAGGAACGACAACACACCACAAUAAAGAUGCUACUGAUAGUGUUGUUAUGUAUGAUUUCAUCAAGAACGAGAUUAAGCCAUGUCCACCGUUACGCAAGCCUGUCUUAGGAUUGUCCACAGUUACUUGGGGCAAUAUGAUAAUUGUCGUCGGCGGGGCGGAUAGGAACGGCCAGGUUUUAAAUGACGUCAUCAUGUAUCACAUUGAAACUGGGCGAGGUGAAAGAUUACCUUCACUAAAACACAAGAGGUGGGGUGCCUCAGCUGUCAUGAUGCAUGACGUCAUUGUUGUAUUGGGAGGAUGGAAUAGGGAGGAGGGACAUCUUAACUCAGUAGAAAGUUUCACAAUGGGAGAUAAUCAGUGGAAAGAACUGCCAGGAAUGAAAGAGAAAAGGCUUUGGGCAAAUGCUGUAGUGACACCUCGCAACUGAAAAGUUUUCUAUAAACUAUUUAUUCGCUUAUAUAACCAUUUAAUGUCUGUGUAAAAUAAACUUAUGUUGAUAGAAAUACCAAUAAUUUUAUUUUAGAUAUAACCCUGUAUAAUAAAUAAUUGUGUAAAUAUUCUUCAUUUAAUAUACGUUGUGUUAAAAGAAAC
Molecule: messenger RNA, 1584 nt
Organism: Paramuricea clavata
Lineage: Eukaryota; Metazoa; Cnidaria; Anthozoa; Malacalcyonacea; Plexauridae
Source: the annotation of a GenBank genome assembly